AAGACAGCGAGCCGUCGCCAUUUCCGAGCGCCCACUUUCAAAAUGGCGGACGGAAGGAAGUUUGAGAUUGGGGCGAGCGGGCGGUCCUAGUUGCAGGAUGUUUGCACAAUUUCCGGUCCGGUAGCAAGAUGGCUGCGCCCAGUGGUGGAUUCCAACCUCGUGAGCGGCGCGCGGAGGAGCAGGAUGAGGGCUGGGAUGCUGUGGUGCCCAAGCGGCCCCGACUCGGGGCGGGAAGCAAGAGCGGAGGCCGUAGGCUCAUUGUGGUAUUGGAAGGAGCCAGUCUGGAGACAGUCAAGGUGGGGAAGACGUAUGAGCUGCUCAACUGUGACAAGCACAAGUCCAUGCUGUUGAAGAACGGGCGGGACCCUGGGGAAGUGAGACCAGACAUAGCUCACCAGAGUUUACUGAUGCUGAUGGACAGUCCCCUGAACCGGGCUGGCUUGCUGCAGGUCUAUGUCCACACGCAGAAGAACGUGCUGAUUGAAGUGAACCCCCAGACACGAAUUCCCAGGACCUUUGACCGCUUUUGUGGUCUCAUGGUUCAGCUUUUACACAAACUCAGCGUUCGAGCGGCUGACGGCCCCCAGAAGCUCUUGAAGGUGAUUAAGAAUCCAGUGUCAGAUCACUUCCCAGUUGGAUGUAUGAAAAUUGGCACUUCUUUUUCCACCCCGGCGGUCAGUGAUGUCCGCGAGCUGGUGCCCAGCAGCGACCCUGUCGUCUUUGUGGUGGGGGCCUUUGCCCAUGGCAAGGUGGAUGUAGAGUACACGGAGAAGAUGGUGUCCAUCAGCAACUACCCGCUUUCUGCUGCCCUCACCUGUGCAAAACUCACCACAGCCUUUGAAGAAGUGUGGGGGGUCAUCUGACAGUCGGACCUUGUCCUGAAACAGAGACUGUGGACAUUGCUUCCCUAACCCUGUUCUCAGCGGACUGCCAGGAGGGCGCCUUCCUGCACUGAGGCCGGGGUGUGCGGGAGCUGGGGCUGUACACCUCCUGUUUUUCCUAUAAAUGCUGUUCUUGCAA
Messenger RNA from Vicugna pacos (alpaca), 1020 nucleotides. RefSeq names its product EMG1 N1-specific pseudouridine methyltransferase (gene EMG1). Gene Ontology annotation, cellular component: nucleus; small-subunit processome. Gene Ontology annotation, molecular function: rRNA (pseudouridine) methyltransferase activity; rRNA binding. The record is from RefSeq and is a predicted model, not a curated record. Gene Ontology annotation, biological process: rRNA base methylation. Lineage: Eukaryota; Metazoa; Chordata; Mammalia; Artiodactyla; Camelidae.